ACUAUGGCAAUUUUCCUGAGAAAUUUCAAAUAUAUUCGCAGUCCUUUUCCUCUGGCKUAUGCCCCAUUAUGGAGACGUAUCUACUUCCACUGUACAGAAUAUCCAAGCCUUAAUAGGAAUAGACGAUUGACAUCAGUCAUUCAUAAUGACUUGGUGAAACAAUUCACUCAUACAACUAAAAAGUCUAAAAAGAAAGCAGAAAAUGCAAGCCAAAARACUGGGAAGGGUAGAUCAGUAGAGAAAACCAAAGACAAGAAGGCGAAGGAUGCAAAAAAGACUACAAAAUCGAAAACCACAAAUGUGACCAAGAAAGAAGACAUAUCAAAACUUAUUUCACUUAGUAGUGCAAUAAAUGACAAAGGGCUACCAAUUGAUAGCCAGAAUGACGAUAUUGUUGAUAAUGAUGUUGAGCAAAUAAUAAGAGAUAUGAAUUGUGAACAUGCAUCGGAAGAAUAUCUGGAAUCUGAGGAUAUCAAGGAAAGUGUACCUUUAUCUGACAAGGAGUUUGCAUCRGGACAAGUGGGAAUGAAGUAUAGAGAUGGUACUAUAGGGGCUAAACUUUAUGAAGUAAGCACAAUAGCAGAAAUGAAUGGAUACUUGAGCUUGGGACAGGUGAAUGAAGCACAGAAGUUGUUUAACCGUUAUUUAAGRAUUGGUAAAUCUCUCGGCAUUGAUUCAUUCAAUAAGAUGCUGAUGGGAUGGGCAGAAUAUGGUAAUCUAAUGAGUGUCAAGAUGACAUUAAACUUACUMAARUCUGAUGGCUUAAAACCUGACUUGUCAACUUAUGCUGCUUUGUUAUAUGCAUAUGGGAAGUUCAACAAAAUUGAAAAACUGAAAGAAAUAGUGAAUGAAAUGGAAAAAUGUGAAUUAGACCCAGAACAUAUUUUUUACAAGUGUUUACUUACUGAAAACCAAGCGAAAGGAGUUAUGCAUGCUUUACACUUACUAGAUCCUAGAUACACUGCUUCAAUACCACCAGAAUAUGGCAAUACAAACUAUCCUUCCCUUGUUAAAACAUUAUAUAACAAUGUGAAUGACACUGAUGAUAUCAAAGUAGAUUCUAAUAGUGAUUCAAGUCACAUAUUAAAUGAACAUGAGUUACAAAACCUGUUAGAAGAACAGCUAUCUCGAGAACUGAGUGGCACUACAGUUAUCAAUUCCAUUGAAGAAGUACAUCAGCAGGAUGAAGAGAUGAAGAAACUCAAAGGGAUGUAUGAAAUAUGGAGAAAAAAAUCUAAGGAAUCACUAACUAAAGUUAUUGAAGAAGAACUUCAUGAAAUCAAGCAAGGAAAGUUCAAGUCCCUCAGGCAGCGAUAUGCUCCAUUCCUACAAGCAUUUGAUGCAGAGGAACUAGCUGAUCUUACCCUAGAUCAAGUUAUGUAUUACAUCAAAGGUCAAGUAGAAGGAGUGCCACUUCACAGUCUUAGUGGAGCGGUUGGUUCAGCACUUAGUGCUAAAUACAUUGUUAAACAAAGAGAGAAGGCUGGAGUUCUUAAAAAGAUCAAAAAUAUUUACUCAGAUUACUUUGCAUAUGUCAUGGACGACCAACUUACAUCCAAGAAAAUGGCCCGUGAUAGAUGGGAUGAACUGGAUCUUGGCCGACCUUAUGAAGCAUGUUUGAGACAAGAUGUUGCAGAUUGGCCUUGGGCUACCAAGCUAUUAUGUGGAUGUACAUUAAUUGACUUGCUGCUUCAAUCAAUAACAGUCAAUGUAAACGUCUUCAACAACAAAUCCGAGUCGCUAUUGGCUGCAUUUUACCAUACAUAUGAGUUCAGAGAACGMCGUAAAAUWGGUGUCAUCAAACCACACCAAGUUGUUUGUAAGUUAUUUAAAGGAUACCUUGCAGAUCAUGGAAGCAUUGUCAUGGCAACAACAUCUGUGCCAAUGCUGGUACCCCCCMGACCUUGGAGAGAUGUGCGAGAUGGAGCCUUCUUACUCCAACCAGUUCAGCUGAUGCGAACAAACCAGGAAGACGACARCAGACAAGAUCGCUUACUGGAAAAUAAGAUUAGUUGUAACAAACUCUGUGCAGUUUUUGAUGCUUUGAACUAUCUUGGCGCAUGCGCAUGGCGUACUAAUGAUCGUAUUCUUGACCUGGCAAUUCACUAUUUUAAUAAUGGAGGCAACGAUGUCCUGGCAAUUCCUGAUGCAGUUCAACAGCCAGAUAUGGACRUCUUUGAUAAGACUGGUGUCUCUCCUGAGGAACGUAUGAAAAUACUGCAAGAACAUCGUCGAGCCCGUAAAGCAGCCCGCGAUCAGUACAGUCUGCGAAUGUCAGCGCUAUAUAAGCUGUCAGUUGCUAAUCACUUUAGAAAUCACGUGUUUUGGUUGCCUCUAAAUAUGGAUUUUCGUGGMCGAGUCUACCCUAUUCCACCUCACUGUUGUCACGUGGGAGAUGAUUUGAACCGUGGGAUGCUGCAAUUCGCAAAAGGAGUUCCUCUUGGACAGCACGGCCUACGAUGGCUGAAAAUCCAUUUGACCAACCUUCAUGGYGCUAAAAAGAAAGCUUCAUUAGAUGARCGUGAGGAAUAUGCUAAUGAAAUGAUGGAAGAGAUUAUGGACUCUGCUGAUAAUCCAAYAACGGGUCGACAGUGGUGGAUGACAGCRGACGAACCAUGGCAGACGCUAGCCACGUGUAUUGACAUAACCAAUGCUGUACGUAGUGGAGACCACACCCAGUACGUAUCCCAUCAUCCUGUKCAUCAAGAUGGUUCAUGUAAUGGUCUUCAACACUACGCUGCGCUUGGUCGAGACAGUUACGGUGCAAAACAAGUGAACCUCAUCCCUGCUGACCGACCACAGGAUGUCUAUGAAGAGGUCGCGAAGUUAGUGGAGAUAGAACGACUUCACGAUGCAGAUGCAGGACAUAAAAUAGCUCAACAACUGGAAGGAAAAGUCAAGCGUAAAGUGAUCAAACAAACCGUCAUGACUAUCGUGUAUGGAGUUACGUUUGUUGGCGGACGACUGCAGAUUGAACGUCAACUAAAAGAUCUCGACAUUGAUGAGCGACUCCUGUUUGAUUCAUCAGCUUACCUUGUACAUAAAGUAUUUGCUAGUAUUGGACAAUUAUUCACUAGAGCCAAAGCUAUACAGGAUUGGUUGGCAUUAGCUGCUACCCAUAUAGCCUAUACAGGUCAUAUGGUCGAUUGGUAUACGCCGCUGUCGCUAUAUGUUUGUCAACCAUAUAGUAAACGGGCUGUCAAAAUWAUAAGAACCAARCUCCAAGGCAUUGAAAUACCAGCCAAAGSCUUGGCGUCAUCACCACCUGAUUCCAGGAAGCAGCGUGGAGCUUUCCCGCCAAACUUUGUACAUUCCCUAGACUCGACUCACAUGAUGCUUAGCGCUCUGUACUCCCAGAGGGCGGGGAUUACCUUUACUUCUGUGCAUGACAGUUUCUGGACACACGCUGCAACUAUUGAUACCAUGAACAAGAUUUGUCGAGAACAGUUUGUUGCUCUUCAUUCUCAACCAAUCCUUCAGGACUUGCAGAGGCACUUUGAUGAAAACUACGGUAGUUUAAAAUUUCCUCGACCAUUGAAACUCAAAAGAGACGAAUAUCAGCCAGUCAAACAGGCUUCGUUCGAUGGACUUCCAGAAAUUGGUGACUUUGACGUAAGGCAGGUUCUUGAUUCGACGUAUUUCUUUAGCUGAUGUGAAGGAAAAAAGAUUAAGCAGUCAUGGCACUAAAAUCAGUGAAUACUGAAUUACUAAUUUAAAUAAACAAUAUUAUUUUGGCUUUCUUGAUCUAUCAUAAGCAGAUCCMAAGCUGAAUUUUUAUUUAAUUUAAAAGCAAGUGAUAAUUUGAAAAGAAUAUCUGAGUAUCAAUAAAAAUUUUGAAAUGUGGUA
Molecule: messenger RNA, 3846 nt
Organism: Exaiptasia diaphana
Lineage: Eukaryota; Metazoa; Cnidaria; Anthozoa; Actiniaria; Aiptasiidae
Product: DNA-directed RNA polymerase, mitochondrial
Exons: 15
Coding region: 4-3651 (1215 amino acids)
Biological process (GO): mitochondrial transcription
Cellular component (GO): mitochondrial DNA-directed RNA polymerase complex
Molecular function (GO): DNA-directed RNA polymerase activity; mitochondrial promoter sequence-specific DNA binding; protein binding
Source: RefSeq, a predicted model, not a curated record